Eutrema salsugineum is the source of this 1149-nucleotide messenger RNA. RefSeq names its product dof zinc finger protein DOF5.3. The coding region runs from base 147 to 932 and encodes 261 amino acids. The record is from RefSeq and is a predicted model, not a curated record. Gene Ontology annotation, biological process: regulation of DNA-templated transcription. The transcript has 2 exons. Lineage: Eukaryota; Viridiplantae; Streptophyta; Magnoliopsida; Brassicales; Brassicaceae. Gene Ontology annotation, molecular function: DNA-binding transcription factor activity; DNA binding.
UAGAGAUGCUUGGCUUUCCUUUUUGCUUCACUUUACAUUUCUACUCAUAUCCAUCAUUCUCUUUGAUCACAAGAAACAAUCUCCAUCUCCUACACAUACUCACACUCAUCUAAUAAUAUACAAGGCGCUUCUCAGAUUCAGCUCUUAUGGAUCAUUUGUUACAGCACCAGGAUGUUUUUGAGAAUUUUAACAAAGCAAGAGAAGCCAUGGGAGUAUCAUGUUCAUCAAACCCAACACAAGAUGACCAUCAGAAGAAACCUUCUCCGGCGACCGGCGCGGCGAGGCCACAGCCACCUGAGCUAGCUCUGAGAUGUCCACGUUGCGACUCAACAAACACAAAAUUUUGUUACUACAACAAUUACAGCCUCUCUCAGCCUCGCUACUUCUGCAAAUCAUGCCGGAGAUAUUGGACCAAAGGUGGAACCCUAAGGAACAUCCCCGUCGGAGGCGGCUGCCGGAAAAACAAACGGUCCACAUCUUCGGCGUCAAGAAGCCUCAGAACCACCCCGGAACCGACGUCCCACGACGGUAAAGCUUUCUCGGCGGCGAGUUUUGGCGGGUAUAAUAACAAUGAACAGAUUGAUCUCAGUUUAGCCUUUGCCUUGCUGAACAAGCAACCUCUGGGGAGUUCUUCACAGCUAGGGCUUCCUUCAGAAUUUGGUAGCUCUCAUCAGUCUGAUAUGGAGAGUGUGUUUGGGACAAGCCAUCAAAAGGAGAACGCUGGUUAUGCGUUUGGAAACGGGAGCAGCGGUUUGGAUAUUGCGAUGGGUGAUCCAAACAAGGUUUUGUGGGGAUUUCCAUGGCAGAUUAAUAGAGAGAGUUUUGGAAUGAUGAACAUAGGAGGAGGAGGAGGUGGUCAUGUAGAUCAUAUUGAUUCAGGGAGAGAUAUUUGGACCAAUAUGAACUAUAUUAAUUCUGGUGCUUUAAUGUAGUUCAAAUUAAAACCUCAAUUUCAUUUGGGUUUUAAUUUAGGGUUCCAUAUUUCAUAUUUAUUGGGAGGAAAGAUGGGGACGAGCUAUUUUAUGAAAUGGUCAAGGAUAUAUAGUUAUAUUAGGGUUUUUUAAAAGAGUUUCAAAUGGGGUUGGGUGUUUUAUUGUGUUUCUUUCUUUUAUAUGUUCAUUGCUGUACUAUGUUUUAAAUGAGACAUUG